This is a messenger RNA of Grammomys surdaster, 1610 nucleotides long. Its product is annotated as single-pass membrane and coiled-coil domain-containing protein 3-like. The record is from RefSeq and is a predicted model, not a curated record. The transcript has 2 exons. Bases 95 to 772 code for a protein of 225 amino acids. Lineage: Eukaryota; Metazoa; Chordata; Mammalia; Rodentia; Muridae.
UUCCAGAUGAGCCCAGAGGGAAACCCUUCAACAACACUCCUAAGCAACAGAGGGGAGACAAACUUGGGAAACCCAACAAGAGACUUACUGAACUAUGGCUCAGAGUGACUUCCUCUACCCACAAAACCCAAGGAGGCGACAGGAAGUGAACCACCUUCACCAGCAGCUGCUGGACUGCUUGUCUGACAACUUCCAGGUCACCAACAAGCUCACAGGGGUUCUCAAUACCCACUUAGGUUGCAGGCUGGCCUUCAUUGAAAUGAAAAGCAAUGGAACCAUAAAAGAAAACUGUGACAUCAUUAUCCAAGCUGUGACAAAAAUCCAAAAGGAACUGCAAAAGGUUGACGAGGCACUGAAAGACAAACUAGAGCCAACCCUUUAUAGGAAGCUUCAGGAUAUUAAGGAAAGGGAGGCAGAGAAGAUUGCCAUUGUGCAAAAGGUCAUUUCUGUCAUCCUGGGAGAAGCUACAUCUGCAGCCAGUGCAGUGGCUGUUAAACUGGUGGGCUCCAAUGUCACGACUGGCAUCAUUAACAAGCUGGUCUCUGUGCUAGCUCACAUCGGGACUUCUCUCCUUGGAAGCAUUGGUGUUGCCGUGCUCGGCCUCGGCAUAGAUAUGAUCAUUCAAGCCAUCUUGGGAGCAGUGGAGAGGACACAGCUUCAGGCAGCCAUCAAAAGUUAUGAGAAACAUCUGGAGGAGUUCCAGGAAGCCUCAGAGAAGUACCACCAUGCCAUCACUGAGGUCAUCACUGCUGUGAAGCGCCAGUUCAGAUGAACAGUCAUGUAUCUACACUGGGAGAGUCUGUGCUUCCCUCUCUGGCACCAUGCUCAUUUCUUCAGGUUACUUUUCCAUGUCUCAAAACAAUGUGGAUACUGAUAAACAAUUUGGGAUGCUUGGGUCUUGGGUCAGCAGUGAGUGCCCAAACCAUCUGUACUCAACUAUCAGGGGAUAAAGCUCUCUCCAGUUUUCUUACCCUGUUGUCAGAACCACUGAGGUGUAAAGGCAUCAGAGACCAGCAGGCACAGACCAUUGCUUCCUUGUUCCCAGGCAAUGUCUUCAAACAUUUCUACUAAAUGGAGAGACCAUUCCCAUUACCUGGUUCAAACAUCACUUAUGUCUAAUAAGUCAUACUUAAUAACAUCAGAGUAGACACACACACCUGUGGCCUUCAAAUAAAAUAGACAUACUUCUAUUAUUUUUAUUCCCAGAUUAAAUACAAUUGUCUGCAAACUGGAAAAGACUGCAAAACCGUAUCAACAUUUUCUUCCACCAGAUUAAAUACAAUUGUCUGUAAUUUGGAAAAGACUGCAAAACAACAAAAACAUUAUCUUCAAGAAUGAAACGGACCAAUGCGUCUAUGAGCUUCUACUUAUUACAGAGUGUGUCUGGAUGGAUUUGGAAAAAAAUGAGAUAAUAAAAGUUUUGUCUAUAAUGCAGUUAAUAUGGACCAACUGUCAUCUAUCACUUUAGCAGUCAAACACUCUGGAACAUUUUAAAAAGCAAGAAAUAAACUGCUGUGAUCCCUGCAUAAAAUAUAUUAGAGUGAGGAAAAAGACUCACUCUCCAUUAAGAACUUGUUGAUCAAAGGAAAGUAAUUAAUUUCAAUUUUCUG